Messenger RNA from Toxotes jaculatrix (banded archerfish), 6316 nucleotides. It is a transcript of the gene sack1ha, whose product is annotated as family with sequence similarity 83 member Ha. The transcript is spliced from 6 exons. The coding region runs from base 284 to 5254 and encodes 1656 amino acids. NCBI's taxonomy places the organism in Eukaryota, Metazoa, Chordata, Actinopteri, Toxotidae. The record is from RefSeq and is a predicted model, not a curated record. Gene Ontology annotation, biological process: protein localization to cytoskeleton; intermediate filament cytoskeleton organization; positive regulation of cell migration. Gene Ontology annotation, molecular function: keratin filament binding. Gene Ontology annotation, cellular component: keratin filament.
UGAGGCGGGGCAACAUAUCGUCGACAGCAGUUUUUUUUUCCCCUGAGUGUGCUCUGUCUCAAACAGUCUCACCAACAUGCCUCAAGCAUGACAAUAAACUGGUUUAGCUGGGUGACGGGGGAACAGCAAUGUAAGACACAACUUUCGAUAAGUCCCACCUGGACCAGAGGCACGACGCAAGCGUGGAGAAAAACAUGGUGAAGAGGACCAGAUGACUGGCUUCAAGUUGGACCGAAGACAGGCUUGAAGAGUAAAUAUCAGUGGGGUCUACCUAGACGACAGUAUGGCACGUCGCUCUCAGUGUUCCUCUGCAGGGGACAACCCCCUGGACCCCAACUACCUCCCUCCUCACUAUCGAGAAGAGUACCGCAUAGCUAUUGACGCACUGGUCGAGGAGGAUUUGGAAGGAUACUACAAGUUCCUCCAAAGAGCUGAUGUGGUGGAUUUCCUGUCCACACCUGAGAUUCAGUAUAUUCAGAGCUCUGUUCAGGUCCCUCAGCAGGGCCACCACCCUGAACAACACUUCCUGGAGACCGGGGGAGACGGCUCCUCAGACACUUACUGGCCGAUUCACUCUGACCUGGAUGUCCCAGGUUUGGACCUUGGCUGGCCUCAGCUGCAUCACUUCAUUGGGCCCACAGAGGUAACCACUCUGGUCAACCCCCCUGAGCCUGACAUGCCGAGUAUCAAAGAGCAGGCCCGACGACUUAUCAAGAAUGCUCAGCAGGUUGUUGCUGUGGUGAUGGACAUGUUUACAGAUGUUGACAUAUUUGCGGAGCUUCUUAAUGCUGCCAUGAGGAGUGUUGCCGUCUACAUCCUUUUAGACGAGCAGAAUGCAGAUCAUUUCGUCAACAUGGUGUCCAACUGCAGGGUCAAUCUACAGAGCAUUCAAUUUUUACGUGUGAGAACGGUGUCUGGCAUCACAUAUCACUGCCGCUCAGGGAAAUCCUUCAAAGGUCAGAUGAUGGAUCGCUUCUUGCUGACAGACUGCAGGGCUGUGCUGAGUGGAAACUACAGCUUCAUGUGGUCGUUUGAGAAGCUCCACCGCUGCAUGGCACACCUUUUCCUGGGACAGCUUGUAUCGACCUUUGAUGAAGAGUUUCGGAUUCUGUUUGCUCAGUCCCAACCGUUGUUGAUUGAAAAUGCGCUCGCUCCAUUGGAAGAUUUUGGCCUUUCACAGAAGACGCAGUACCCGAGUGACAGAACUUCACUGUUCAGAGACACCAGGAAAUUUCUAUCACUGGAUACUGGUCAUCCAGAGGAUCGGGCGAGACAUCCCUAUGAUGAACGUAUGGAUGUGGAUUGGAGAAUGAUGCCUCUUAAAAGACAGGGAUCCCUGCACGGCCCUUCAGAUAUGUACAGUAGAUUUCCCUCCCAGCAAGCUCGCAUGGAUCCGUCUUUUGAUCAGCUCCCCUCCAGGAUAUCCAUCAUGGAAAAUCCUGCUUUCAAACGUCACAGUUAUGCUGAAGGUGGUCAUGGUAGACUCUCUUAUCCGUUUCUGCAGCAGCAGGCAAUGCCUGAGCCUGAGAACCAGGGAAGGCACUUUCUUAGGGGACAGCUGCCCUAUCCAUACCCCGGACCAGGACCAGAAGCAGAUUAUGGUGGCUAUGACAAGAUCUGGAGCCAAGACUGUCAUUCAGCAGAUCAAUACUCUGAACAUGGUUUACCACAAGAGAUGCAGCCAUCUGAUAACUUUAACCCUGUGCUUAACUAUUUAUCAUCUACCAGAAAUGUGGACUUUGACCAGAGCUCAGAGAAAUUACUGUCUGCAGAUUUACCAUUUAGUUCAUCUCACCCGAGAAGACUGAGUUUAGGACAGCCAUAUGCCUGCCAAACCUCUCCCACGCCCUCAGCUCCAACUGAUCAGAAGCACUUUUUCCAGGAUCCUAGCACUGACCGCAAGGAUCCUACGGUGAAACGAGGGCUAAGAAACUGGAGGAUUAGCUCAUACCUCAGUGCAUAUGAUAAUCCAGGAGAUGAAGGCCUCCCACUGGCACCUCCUCAGGCACAAGAUCAUUUUGAAGAGCCCUUACACCCCACACAGCAAACAGCACCAGGAAUAGAUUUAUCAGUUCCUAAAAUCCCUAAUGUCAGAGAGUUUAAGAUUCCUGCAGUACCCAGGGCAAGUCAGAUGCCAGGUUAUACCAAAACCACUGUACAGGACCAGCCAAAGAAGCUGCUUGAUGAACCUGCUGCAGUGGCAGCAGAAACCAAAACUACACCGACACCUUCAGAAUCAUCAUCCACAACUGAAGGAGAAAAGGUAGAGGAAGUAGAACAAAAAGAACCAAAAACCACUGUUCUUCGAAGGGAGGAGUCGUUUCGUAGGAAGUACAAUGCUGCAGUUCCAAGGAGCUCCAGAUUAAGAUCCUCUCUGAUAUUCAGCUCUCUUGAUCAGCAGAAUGCUUCUCAAGAUGCCAAAACUGCCCCAGGCCAACAGGAUGAGGAAAGUGACAAAAAUGAGGCAGAACCGGCAAAACUACCUUUUGUUGCACAGGUUUUAGCACAGAGGCGAUCUGCUGCAAGAGAACCCUUUGAAUGGAGUCGUUACAUAAAGUCAGCAACAGAAACGUCCAGAUCGGAUGAUGGAAGCAGUAAAGCAGAUGAUAAAGAUCCAUCAAAGGAAGAAAAUUCAAAAGAUCUUUCAGAAAACCUCGGGGUAGAGGGGUCAUCAAAACCACCAGGUGUAGAGCAAACAAAUUCUUCACCAUCACUCCCCCGAUCCAAGCCUUCUGAAGCUGAGCUGCCCAAAACUGAUAGUACAAUACAAGCACCCAAACCUCUGCUCAACACUCCAUCGUAUGUAGAUAUGAACGACCCUGAUAAGAGGCUCAUGUUUUUCAAAGAGUUGGCAGCAAAACGCAAAGCUGCUAAGGCUGCAGAGACCGAAAAGAGCAAAGACAAGGCUCCAAUGAAACCACCAACUGAUCUAAAGAACAGCGCCGCUGUUAAAAAGGAGGAACCUGAUCCAAAAGAAGUGUCAGAAAAGAUGGCUGAUACUUCACCAUCUGAGGGUUUAGCCAAAAAAUUUUUUACUGCAGAUGUUGCAGGGAAAACAGUAGCCACAGAAGCAUCUGAGUCAGCCAGUCUGUCUUUAGAGGCCAGUGAUAAGACUAACAAACAGGACAGCCUUGCCAAAAAUGAUCCCAGUACCUCUCAAAGCUGUAAAGAGGAACAAACCCGACUUUCAAAUGAUUCAGAGAAGAAAGAGCUGAAAACCAGCCAGUCAGAAACAUCUCUGCCCGUUUCCUCUGAAACUAAAUCUCAGACAGUUGAACCUCCUGGAGACCUAAAUCUGUCAAAACCUGCUGUAAAAGAGAGUAGCCCAAGUCAUCCACCUACACCAACAAAUGCUCCCCCUGAUAAUGUUCCUUCUCCUGCACAAGGUACUGAUGAAAGUGAAAGCCCAAACCAUGAUUCUACCUCAAAGGAGUCCAGUUCAGUUACUCCCAUUUCAGUGGAGGUACCACUGUCUUCACAUGGUGCAUUGGAUUCUAACACCCAAAAUCCUGAAUCAGCUCCGUUAGAAACCAGAAUCUCGGAACCUGCUGCACCAUCUGAACAACAGACUGGAUCAGACUUGAGCUCUUCUAACGCAUCGGUUCAAAGCUCUUCCCCUGAUCAGAUUCUGUCAGAUUCUGGUUCACAGAUCAGCCCAAGUCCUCUAACGUCUAGCUCUGCUCCUCUUUCCACUCCUGGAGAGACAUUAUCUUCUAACGUUACCCCAGAAGACUCCAGCCUAUUCCCCUCUUCCAGCAUAGUGUCUCCAGAUUCUGAUAAACCAGAAGCGCAGGAUUCUGUCAGCCCCUCAUCACCUGAGUCCUCCCAAGCAAUUGAUGAAAUCUCUACAGAAUCAGAGUCUGCCCAAGCUCAUCUAGAUCAGUUAGCAUCAUCUGAGACCGCUUCGACAGCGGACUCUGCACAUGUGGAAUCUAAUCUUUCUCAUGACGUGUGUGGUGCUAGUGCAGAAUCAAACGAAUCCUCAUUACAGUCCACCACAAAGACAAACUCUGAAGAAUCUUGUGCUCCCACACCUUCAGAAAAAGAUGUAUCUGAGUCAGAAAAUAACUCUCUCCCAGAGGCCAUUGCAAAGGAAUCUGAGGUUCUUGGAUCAUCAAAGGAUGUUAAAGCUGAUAGCACACCUCCUUGUCUGAGCCCUUCCUCACCCAAGUCAAGUUUACCUGAUGUAUCUUAUCUGGAAAAUUCUGCCUCCAGACCUGAUCAAACUGAGACUGUUAAUCUCCACGCCCCGCCUGAGCAUACCCCAUCAGAAACAUGCUCUCCUUUAAGCACAGACGUUACUCCAAAUUCUCCCCAGUCCGCUACAACUGCCUCACCACAAGAUACACUAACACAAGCUACCCCACCCUCUGAGCUUAACCUGACAGGAUCCGUCACUCUUACUCCUGUUGAAACAGUAUCGUGUUUUUCUCCUCUGACUGAGUCUGUUGGAUCAGUUUUGUCCCUUGAGGCUGAAAAAACAGAAACCAACAUGUCGACAUUAUGCAUCCCCUCAGAUGCACCCUCUCCUCCAGAGGAGAUUACAACAGACUCAGACAAAAAUCCAGUGCUGCCAUCGACGGAAGCUUCAAGCCCAACUGAGCCUACCUCAAAAAUCCCAACAGAGCCUGAUGUGCCAUGCAAAACACCCGAAUCUGUGACUUCUGAAAGCCAACCUUCAGAGCCACCGGUACUUCCUAAAAAUAGUAACAUAGACCAUCAGACUGAAGCAAACAAAGAGCCUGAAAUCCCCAACCCUGCCGAGAAAAAGCCUGAGGAUACUGAGGCCACAAAUAAGGUAAAUAAAAGUACUACGCAGGAAUCUGUCAGUAGUGAGAAAACAAAUGACCUAGUAAGGCAAAAUAGCUGCUCCGAAUCAGCUGAGAUCACAUCAGAUGAAGCCGUUCCUCUAUCACCACAGUCCAAGCAGCCAAAAUCAAGCCAGUCUCGCUACCACUCUUCAACAGCCAACGUGCUCUCAAGCAGCAACCUCAGAGACGAUACAAAGCUGCUUCUCGAGCAGAUUUCUGCCCACAGCCAGAGCAGGAACGAGGCUACCAAAGAGUCUCCCGUCACUGAUGACGAGAAAGAAGAUAAACAAGACAAAAAUGCCAAAAGGGAGAAAGAAAGAGGGAUGAGGUCACUGGGCAGAGUGCAGCCUAAGUCUACGCAGGAGAAGGAGAAGCUGUUGGAGAGGAUCCAGAGCAUGAGGAAGGAGAAGAAAGUUUACAGUCGAUUUGAGAUGGCACCUUAACCGGUAUUCAAAGAAUGUGAGAGAAUAAACAGUGCGUACAGUAAGUGUAGAAAGAAGGUGAACUAAAGUAAAAAGUUUGAGUGAUGUGAAAGGAGCACGAACCUGUUACCCAACCACAUGUGCCAUGUUCAGCAAAGGGCUUCUUCUUGGUGUGUGAAUCACCAAGUGGCAUACCGGUGUGAAACGCACAUGGACUGAGAUUAUGUGUGUAUCAAAUAUGUUUUUACUGACUGCAUGGGUAAAGUGCAAUGUGUGCAACAUAUUUUUUUUUUCCCACAAUGAUGCCUGUCCUUGCCUUUUUUCUGAAAAGCACAGACAGUCAUUACAUUAAUGUCAGCUGGGUUUUUUUUUAGACAAAAUGUGAUGUGAAAGUGAGAUAGACAAUUUAAAGUAGUCUGAGUUUGUUACCUGUAAUAUACUGUAGUUUGUAUUAUAGUAUUUCACAGUCAUGUUAAAUAAAAGAUGUUGAUUAUUACAUGUACACGCAUUUGUGAAACAGGUGAUGUAAAUUCAUAUCCAUGAAAGCCUGUUCUGAUGUAAAUAAGUUGCAACAAACCUGCGAUUGAAACAGAACACCAGCUAAAACAUACCUACAAUAUUACUGGGUAAAUCAUUGCACACCGUACAGUAUGUAAUGUCUGUUAUAAUAGGAGUCACUGAUGUUUAAUAUCUUAAAGGGUCAGUUCAGUUCCAAAUGAUCCAAAUCAUCCAAAGUAUUUUUACACAGUAAAAUAAAUUAUUUUUAUUUAGAUGAUUUGUGAAGCAAACGCAUAAGUUAAAAAUAUGUUGCUUUUAAAGUGUUUAAAUCUAAUUUUUGUCUAUCUAAAGCCAAAGAAAUCUGAAAUUAUGGGGCUUGUGUGCUGCAACCAACCUUUGCAACCAAAAAUUGCCUGACCUUGUAAUUUUUAACUGAAAACUUGUCAUACCUGUAUAGUGGAACAAGAAAUUCUGAAACAUAUCAAUAUGUAGAGUUGUUCUCACGAAGUUACACUUUUUAUAAAGGAUUUAUGAAACCUGUCCUCAGCAAUAUUUGCCCUUUGUAAAUAAAAGUUCUCAAAAGUG